This is a messenger RNA of Aaosphaeria arxii CBS 175.79, 597 nucleotides long. RefSeq lists its product as uncharacterized. Gene Ontology annotation, biological process: post-translational protein targeting to endoplasmic reticulum membrane. NCBI's taxonomy places the organism in Eukaryota, Fungi, Ascomycota, Dothideomycetes, Pleosporales. The transcript has 2 exons. The record is from RefSeq and is a predicted model, not a curated record. Gene Ontology annotation, cellular component: TRC complex. Bases 1 to 597 code for a protein of 198 amino acids.
AUGACUCCAAAAGCUGGACUUCGUCGUCGAGCUUGGACCGAUGGUCACGGCCUGCAAAAGGUGCUAGCAGCGAAGCAGGAGGUCAGACAGGCACCCAAGCCCAUCGCCCAUCCUCCAAAGGAUGUACCACUUGUGAAGGAAACCUGUGAUUCGUUCACAUUCGAAUCAUUCACCGAGGAGGAUGCUUGGGAGCUCGGCCACCUCCUCUAUGCAAGGCUUCUAGAAUUCACACCUCAGCAGUCAACAGUGAUAUCAAUCGCUCUGGCUAGCAGUGGACAGAUUCUUUUCCAAACUGCAUGCGGACCCGACACUACGAAAGAAAAUGAGAACUGGAUAGAACGGAAACGCAACACGAUCCUACGUUUCGCGGGAAGUAGCUGGUACUGGCACUGUGUUUGGGAUGGAGACGAAGAUCGUUUCCGAAAAGUCUUCAGCAUGAGCAUUGAAGAGUCUAGCAAGUAUGCUAUCCACGGUGGUGGGGUUCCAAUUCGAGUUCGCGGCGUUGCGGGUAUUGUAGCUGUGGUGUGUGUGUCGGGAUUGCAGCAGGAAGAAGAUCAUGGGGUCAUUGUCGAGGUCAUCAAUGAUAAUUGGCACUAA